This is a messenger RNA of Daucus carota subsp. sativus, 3178 nucleotides long. Its product is annotated as nuclear poly(A) polymerase 4. Gene Ontology annotation, molecular function: poly(A) RNA polymerase activity; RNA binding. Gene Ontology annotation, cellular component: nucleus. Bases 440 to 2563 code for a protein of 707 amino acids. The transcript has 11 exons. Lineage: Eukaryota; Viridiplantae; Streptophyta; Magnoliopsida; Apiales; Apiaceae. The record is from RefSeq and is a predicted model, not a curated record.
AUCUUAAAAAUAAAGUAAACCAAAAUAUCAACAGAGAGAGAUCGAGAGAGAUAGCGAGAGAGAGAGAGUUGUGAUAGAAUAGAAGUCGGAUACUCGGGUGUGAACGUGCGCAACUCCCCCUUCCCCAUCUUCCCACCUCCCAACCGCCUUGAUUCAUCACGUUUAUCGAGGCACCCCACCCCAUCUUUAUCCUAAUUCAUCUCUGUUUCGGAUCGAAUCAAAAGAAGCAUACCCUACUUGUAACACAAUUAGGGUUUCCGAUUCUUCAGUUUUCUUGAUUUUCUUGAUAAUUUACUCUUGUUUCCUGAUUUCCCGAUCUAGGGUUUCUUGAUUUCUCCGCACAUCUUGUUCAAUUUUGCCCAUAUAAAUUCCCCCCUUUUGCCCAAUUGUGCCCACUUGUUCAAUUUUAGGGUUUGCUCGGUGUUUGUAAUUGAGGCCAAUGGUGGUUUCUGAGGGUUUGAACAACCACCCUGGUGUGACCAAGCCAUUGUCUCUUGCUGGCCCAUCUGAGGCUGACUAUGUUAGAAACAAAGAGCUGGAAAAGUUUCUCGAAGAUGCUGGAUUGCACGAGACUAUAGAAGAAGCUCUUAAGCGCCAACAGGUUCUUGCUCGUAUCCGGGAGAUUGUCAUAGUUUGGGUCAAGCAACUUACUCGCUUGCGAGGGUACACGGAUCAGAUGGUCGAAGAUGCUAAUGCUGUGAUCUUUACUUUUGGAUCUUAUCGGUUAGGGGUUCAUGGUCCUGGAGCCGACAUUGAUACACUAUGCGUAGGACCAUCUUAUGUCAAUCGUGAGGAAGACUUCUUCUUUGUUCUACAUAAUAUGUUAGAGGAGAUAGAAGAAGUUACUGAACUACAGCCAGUGCCUGAUGCUCAUGUUCCAGUCAUGAAGUUCAAGUUUGACGGAAUAUCAAUUGAUCUUCUGUAUGCCAGUGUUUCGCUAUUGGUUGUGCCAGAUGACUUGGAUAUUUCCGAUGUGUCCAUUCUAUAUAAUGUUGAUGAACCAACUGUUCGCAGUCUUAAUGGCUGCAGAGUUGCUGAUCAGAUUCUGAAGCUUGUGCCAAAUGUCGAGCAUUUUCGCACUACACUCCGCUGUUUAAAGUAUUGGGCGAAGAAGCGUGGUGUCUAUUCAAAUGUGACUGGCUUUCUCGGCGGUGUUAAUUGGGCUCUUCUUGUAGCUAGGGUUUCACAGCUGUAUCCCAAUGCCAUUCCCAGUAUGUUGGUUUCUCGUUUUUUUAGGGUCUAUACUCAGUGGCGCUGGCCAAACCCUGUAAUGCUUUGUGCGAUUGAAGAAGAUGAGCUUGGUUUUUCUAUAUGGGAUCCUCGUAGGAAUCCUCGUGACCGAACACAUCACAUGCCAAUUAUAACACCAGCUUACCCAUGCAUGAAUUCUAGCUACAAUGUUUCAACCAGUACUUUGCGUGUUAUGACGGAGCAGUUUCAGUUUGGCAAUAAGAUCUGUGAGGAGAUAGAGCUGAAUAAAUCACAGUGGAGUGCGUUGUUUGAGCCAUAUUUAUUCUUUGAAAGCUAUAAGAACUAUCUGGAGGUAGACAUUGUUGCUGCUGAUGGUGAUGACUUGCGUGCAUGGAAAGGAUGGGUUGAAUCCCGACUAAGGCAACUGACUCUGAUGAUAGAGCGAGACACGUAUGGGAAGCUGCAGUGCCAUCCGUAUCCUCACGAGUAUGCUGAUUCAUCGAAGCAGUGUUCUCAUUCUGCCUUCUUUAUGGGCUUACAGAGAAAAGAAGGUGAGGUAAUACAAGAAGGUCAGCAGUUUGAUAUACGGGGGACAGUUGACGAGUUUCGGCAUUCUGUGAAUAUGUAUGUGUUCUGGAAGCCAGGAAUGGAGAUAUCUGUCUCGCAUGUUCGUAGAAGGCAGUUACCUUCUUAUGUAUUUCCAGAGGGCUAUAAACGAAGUCGGCCACCCAGGCAGCAUCAUGAACAAUCCUCUCCGGUUCACGAAGGUUGCAGGUCUGGGUCUGUUGGAAGACAACAAAGAAAGAGAAGAGACUUUGAUUCGGUAAAUGUGCAAGGCAGUCCUGAAAAACGUCAGUGCAGUGCAAGCCCUCAGAAACGCGACUCGUUUUCUCCUGAAAUUAUUAGUCACGUGGACAGAGAUGUAUCGAAAGAAUGUACAUCACCGGAUACUCAAAGAACAGAUGAAAGGGCUGGAAUUAGUGGAACUGAUGGAACUCAAAAGGUUGAAGGCGACAGUGUGGUGGUUGUAGGACAUGUUGAGUCUGAGCAGGAUAUUAUGUCUAGAGGAGUUGUUGAUGAUGGUUGUGUUUCUAAUUCUAGUGUGGUGACCAGCAUUACAUGUGAAGUAGGCUCCUUAGUAGACACAGGUCCUGCAUCACGAAGUGGAAGCAGUGAGGGCAAUCCAGACAGUGUUGGUUGCAGCAACAGUCGGGUAUCUUCGCAGGGUGAUUCGUGUGAAGCAGACUCGGAGACACUUAUGAAUGAUGGAUGUGCAAUAGAUGGGAAAGUAUCUGAAAGUGGUUCAAAUGACGAGUUAGAGCAUGGCCCUGCCCUUCAGAGGGCAAUAGGUUCUGGUGAUAUUGCUGUUUGAGAUCUUCCCGGGGGCGAUAUUGAGGCAUGUGCAUUUGAUGUUAGAUACUCACUUGUCAGUUUAUUAUUACUAUUUAUAUCUUUAUACUGCUUUUCUUUGUUUUUUGUGGUGUGCUUUUGUAGGUCAUGUCUUAUAACUUGAACAAAGAAGUCUGAAAGAGUUACCGAAUGAGAAGUCAUUUGUGAAAGCCAGCAUUUCUGGUAAGUGAUACUUUAGCUGCUGGCUUUCAUUAAUUUUCGUUUUUCCAGGCCUGCUACUUGUGGACUGCGGAUGAAGCUGCAUGGUUCGCAGAAGCUUUGCUCGUGAUAGGAUUAAAGUUGAGGGCCUUUCUUUCUUUUUUUUUUUUUUCUUUUUUCUUCCGUUUUCUUAACUCUAGCUGGGUGGGAGGUGGUGGAGGGGUAGACUCGGGCAUCUUAUUAUGUACAGUUUUUAGCAAUAUAUGUAUCUGACUGGGCCAGAGGUGACACUCUUCUCUAGCAGAUUGUAAUUGCGAGGUAGUUAAUGGGCUGGAACUUGUUUAUAGCCCCGUGGAUAAUUUUCUAGGAGCGAAUCAUUUCCUACUUGUGUUAACUUCCUUUAGUAAUCUGGUUGCCUGUGUAAAGUUUACUGAUGUUA